AUGGAAGAUGUCACCAAGACUACCACGACGGCGACGAACCCUGCAGACAACUAUCCCAAGGGACUGAAGCUCGUUUCCAUCGUCUUCGCCUUGUGCAUGGCUAUUUUCCUGGUUGCGCUGGAUCAGACGAUUAUUGCGCCUGCGUUGGGGACUAUUACUGCGAGGUUUCAGAGUGUGAAGGAUAUUGGCUGGUAUGGCUCUGCCUAUCUUCUCACCACCACGGCCCUGCAGCCAAUGUAUGGUGCCAUAUACAAAUACUUCAACGUCAAAUGGACCUAUCUCGCCGCCAUCUUCAUCUUUGAAAUCGGCAGUUUGCUCUCGGCUGUAGCGCCUUCAUCCAAGGCACUCAUUGUUGGACGAGCCAUUGCAGGAAUUGGAACGGCGGGCUUGUUCUCUGGCUCCAUCGUCAUCAUCUCUCUAUCAAUGCCUCUCGACAAGCGUCCCCUUGCCUUUGGUCUCAUCGGUGGCAUGUGGGGAAUCGCCUCCGUCGCCGGUCCUCUUCUCGGCGGUGCUUUCACCGAAAACGUCUCCUGGAGAUGGUGCUUCUACAUCAACCUCCCCAUCGGUGGCCUCGCCAUGCUCAUUGUCGUCCUCAUCCUGCACGUCAACCGCAACUCGGAAGAUACGCUCAACAUGACCGUCUUAGCCCGCAUUCUCGAGAUCGACAUCCUGGGCACGGCCAUCUUCAUUCCCGCCAUUGUGUGUCUUCUGUUGGCUCUGCAAUGGGGCGGCUCGGAAUAUGCUUGGAGCAAUUCAAAGAUUAUCGGCCUCUUUGUCGGCUUUGGCCUCAUGAUUGCAAUCUUCAUUGGGAUCCAGUUCUGGAAGGGCGACAAGGGAACUCUUCCGCCGCGCAUGUUCAAGGACCGCAAUGUGCUCCCCGCCAUGCUCUUCAGCCUGUUUUUCGGCGCUGGCUUCUUCCCUCUUGUCUACUAUCUUUCCCUCUACUUCCAAGCCAUCCAGGGGGUCAGUGCCGUCACGGCCGGUAUCAAGAUCUUGCCGCUGCUCCUUUCUACUGUGCUCAUCUCAGUCCUCUCGGGUGGCCUCAUCUCGGUCAUUGGUUACUACAACUACAUCAUCAUUCCAUGCAUGAUUCUGUAUACCGUCGGAACGGGCCUGCUUACGACUCUCGACGUCCACAGCCCGCUCAAGGAGUGGUUUGGCUACCAGGUCAUUGCCGGCUUGGGCAUCGGAGCUGGUUUCCAGACUGCCGUUUUGGUUGUGCAGACGGUCCUCACCCAGGAAUGGGUUCCUAUCGGCACUGCCUGUGUCCAGUUUUUCCAGGUCCUGGGUGGUGCAGUUUUUGUUGCUGUUGCCCAGACUCUCUUCCAGAACGGACUCAUCGACCAGCUUGAAAAGGACAACCUCGGUAUCGACCCUCAGCUCUUCAUCAACAGCGGCGCUUCUGAGAUCAAAUCCGUGCUUGCAGGGAUCAACCGCCUUGAUGCAUUUGACGCUGUCCUGAAGGCAUACAUGCUGGGUUUGCGCCAUACCUACUACAUUUCCGUUGCUUGUGCCGGAUGCGCAUUCCUGUGCUGCCUGGCAUUCGAAUGGAGAUCUGUCAAGAAGGGCGUGGACGGUAAGAAGACUGAGAUGGCACCGGCCAUGGUAUAA
Trichoderma harzianum CBS 226.95 is the source of this 1611-nucleotide messenger RNA. RefSeq lists its product as hypothetical. The transcript has 5 exons. Gene Ontology annotation, biological process: transmembrane transport. Bases 1 to 1611 code for a protein of 536 amino acids. The record is from RefSeq and is a predicted model, not a curated record. Gene Ontology annotation, molecular function: transmembrane transporter activity. NCBI's taxonomy places the organism in Eukaryota, Fungi, Ascomycota, Sordariomycetes, Hypocreales, Hypocreaceae.